AUGAAUGAGCGUCAUUUUGACAAACCAGCAGAAAAUCGACCCAAGUAUCGGGCUGGUCGAAAACUAACAGCAGUCAAGGUAUACACUGUGAACCAAGAAUCUCGCUAUUUAGUGAUAGAGAAUGUGCCUGCGCUUCGUCUCACUGAUAAACUUGUCGAACUAGUCUCAUUAUAUGGAGCGGUAGAAGAAUACCGACAUUUAGAUGACUACCCCAGUGAAGAAUUUACAGAUGUAUAUUGGAUCAAGUUCCGAGAUCUUAAAGAAGCACGCGCGGCUAAGAAACAACUAGACGAUAAAGUAUUCUACCAAUCUCCUCUUCGAGUCCGCUAUGGGCCUGAAUAUGAAAGCAUUGAGGAUACGCGGCAAAAGUUACAAGAUCGACGAAAUACUGUUGCUUUGAAGCUUCGCGGACAGAAUUAUGAAAAUGAGCCACCGAUACCAGGUGUAGGCUACCCAUCAGUAUCGACGCCAGCGCCAACACCGAGACCAACGCUAACAGCGUCAGCCUCAGCAUCGCAGCCUAUAGCAGGUAGCAUCAGCACUGCGUAUAAAGAAGAAACAGAUGUCAAUUCUUCGUUACCCAUCGAUCCGAUAUCCUCUACAGUACUUUCAAUUCGUCAGAAAUUAAAAUCUGCAUCAUCUGUAAAAUCGCCGCACUCGUCGCGUAAUGAAAUUAAGAGUACGAAGGUGUUGGGUAAAGCCUAUUAUGACAAUAAAGUUGAGGACAGCAAUGUGCCUAAGCGUCGCAAAAGGAUAUGA
Messenger RNA from Paraglomus occultum, 759 nucleotides. Lineage: Eukaryota; Fungi; Glomeromycota; Glomeromycetes; Paraglomerales; Paraglomeraceae. The record is from the annotation of a GenBank genome assembly.